Messenger RNA from Plasmodium falciparum 3D7, 1500 nucleotides. RefSeq names its product diacylglycerol kinase. The record is from RefSeq and is a predicted model, not a curated record. Gene Ontology annotation, molecular function: transferase activity; kinase activity; ATP-dependent diacylglycerol kinase activity. Lineage: Eukaryota; Apicomplexa; Aconoidasida; Haemosporida; Plasmodiidae. Gene Ontology annotation, biological process: phospholipase C-activating G protein-coupled receptor signaling pathway; signal transduction.
AUGAAGUACAUUUUUUUGUUUGUUAAUCCUACUUCGGGGGGAAACAAAGCCUCGAUAUUUACAGAAUUUGGAGUAAAUGAGAUAAUAUUUCACAAACCUCACAAAUGUCACUUUUUUAUAUACAACAUUUUAGAAGGAGAGAAAGGAAAGAAGCCAGGAUUUAUUAACCUAAGUAAUAUUAUGAAUAAUCAUAAUAAGUAUGAAAGUAAGGGUUUUUCGGCUAGUUCGCUUAACAACAAAAGUUUUAGUAUGACAAAUGAUAAGAUAACAUGUGGAAAUGAAAAGAAAGAAAUGGAAGGAGAGGGUAUAUUAAAUGGAUCUUCGAAAGUUGAUGAAGAAGAUAAAAAUAUAUAUAAUAGUAAAAACAAUAAUAAUAAUAUGAAUUAUUUUAAUAAUAAAAAAAUUGAGACAAAAAAAACUUUAGGACAUAAAGAUAUUUUUGUCUACGUUUUGGUUGCUGGAGGUGAUGGAACAGUUAAUUGGGUUCUUAAAGAAGCUGAGUAUUAUAAUAUUAAUGACAAUAAUUUUGCUAUCGGUGUUAUACCCUUUGGUACUGGUAAUGAUUUUGCUAAAGCAUUUGGCUGGAAAAAAAUUGAUAGAAUGCUAAAUCAUUCUUUUUUAUUUGAUGUUCUAAAAAAGAUUGUGGAUCAAACAUUUAAAUCAAAAGUUGAAAAACAUGAUUAUUGGAAUAUCCAUGUUGUAUUAAAAGAGCAAGGAUAUUUUAAUAAAAUUAAUUCAAGAACAAAAAAGAAAGAAACUUUAUUAAAUGAUGAUAAAGAAAAUUUACAUGAAAUGAAAUUAUGUAUGAGUAAUUAUUUUAGUAUAGGUAUAGAUUCACGUAUAGGUAGAGGAUUUGAAAGACAUAGACAGAAAAGCGCAGUGUGUAAUAAAUUUAUAUAUGCUGUUGAAGGAUUUAAAAAAGUUUCUUUUAAAAAAAAUACACCAAUAAAUUUAAUUAUAGAUAAAAUGAUUAAUAUGGAUAAUAAUAAUGAUAAUAAUGAUAAUGAUAAUAAUAUUGAUGGUAAUGAUAAUAAUAAUGAUGGUAAUGAUAAUAAUAAUGUAAUUUUCACGACGAAUCAUAACGAAUCAUAUCCUUUAUUAAAAAAAGCUAUGAGUAUCAUAUGUAUUAAUAUACCUUCUUAUUCUUCGGGUAACGAUAUAUGGAAUUAUACACACAAAAUUGGAUUAAUCCUACCGAAAAAUAUUACGAAUGAUCAAAAAGAGCAAUACCAAAUAUUAAAAAAAACAAAACAAGAAGUAGGAGAUGGAAUAUUAGAAUUUGUUAUAUACCAAUCUGGUGUAGAUCUAGGAUUAGAAUUCACCUUGAAAGGUAGAGCUUAUAGAGUUCAUCAAGGAUUUGGACCAUGGAAAUUACUUUUCAAGGAACAAAAAUAUAAUGUUUACUUUCAAGUUGAUGGAGAGUACUACCUUAUGUCCCUACCAGAUUAUAUAUCUAUUGAGCAUUAUAAAAAGAUAAAUGUCUUGAAAAAUAUUUUGUAG